Phaedon cochleariae (mustard beetle) is the source of this 2418-nucleotide messenger RNA. The record is from the annotation of a GenBank genome assembly. NCBI's taxonomy places the organism in Eukaryota, Metazoa, Arthropoda, Insecta, Coleoptera, Chrysomelidae.
AUGGGUAACAAACAAAAAACUGAGAAAAACUUGAAGAGACGAAUCGUUAAAGAGACUGCAAAAUUGGAAUCUGAAUCUGAUCAAAGUGACGAGGAAGAUUUUCUUAACGUUGUGAACAACGAGGAAGCAGACAGUUCAGACGGUGACGAGGAAAUCGAGGAUUCCGAAGAUGAAAAUAACGAAUUUACUGAAGAAGAAUCUGAAGCAGAUUCUGACGUUUUAUCAGCAGGUGGUGGUGAAGAGGAAGAUGCUGAUGAAGAGAGUGAAGAUAUCGACGAUAGUGAAGAUGAAGAAAUCGACGAAGAAAGUGAAAAAGACGAAAGUGCAAGCGACCAAGAAGAUGAAAGUAGUGGUGAGGAAGAAUUACAGAAUGAAUCGGACAAGGUCAAGACAAAGCCUAAGAAAGGCUCAGCCAUCGAAAAAACUAGUGAUAGCAGUGUAGAAAAAACUCUUAAUAAGUCUAAAACUACUAUUGAUUCAGCAAGUAUUGCAAAUGUUUUUCAUGAGUAUGACCAUGACACCUCAGAUGAAGAAGAUAUCAGAAAUACUGUAGGAAAUGUACCUAUGAAUUGGUAUGAUGAAUAUAAACACUUAGGGUAUGAUUGGGAUGGAAAUCAAAUAAUCAAACCAGAAACUGGAGAUCAGUUGGAUGCCUUCCUCAAGAAAAUGGAGGAUCCUGAUUUCUGGAGGACUGUUAAAGAUCCUCAGACUGGACAAAAUGUAGUUCUUAGUGAUCAGGACAUUGAACUGAUCAAAAGAAUAAAAGCACAGAAGAUUCCAGAUGUUACUUUUGAUGAAUAUGCACCUUGGAUUGAAUGGUUCACGUCAGAAGUGGAACAAAUGCCUCUGCGCAAGUUUCCCGAGCACAAGCGCUCCUUCCUGCCUAGUAGGCAUGAAGCCAAGCAAGUUUCUAAGCUGGUGCAUGCCCUCAAAAUGGGGUGGAUCAAGACGAGAGCGGAGCAGGCCGCUUUGAGGGCCAAGAAGGAGCCCGAGUUCUACAUGCUGUGGCAGACUGACGAUGGGGCGGAGGAUAUGCGAAGGAUACACAAGCAUAUUUCGGCGCCAAAGAGGUUGUUGCCAGGUCAUGCGGAAAGCUACAAUCCCCCCCCGGAAUAUCUCUUUGACGCCAAAGAAAUCAAACAGUGGAACAAACUAAAGAAUGCUCCGUGGAAAAGGAAGCUGCACUUUGUUCCUCAGAAAUUCGAUUCUCUGAGAAAAGUUCCAGCUUAUCCGAGAUUCAUCAAAGAAAGGUUCCUGAGAUGCCUGGAUCUCUACUUGUGUCCGAGAGCAAUCAAGAUGAAGUUGAACAUCGAACCAGAAUCGUUGGUGCCAAAAUUACCGAGUCCCAAAGAUUUGCAACCCUUUCCCAAUGUCUUGGCUAUCGAAUAUAAGGGUCACACUGACAUGGUGCGCAGCAUAAGCACAGACAAAUCCGGUCAAUUUUUGUUGAGCGGCUCGGACGAUUGCACCGUCAAGGUGUGGGAGGUGAACACCGGCAGAUGCGUGAAGACUAUCGUAACGGACAGCGUUGUCAGAUCGGUAGAGUGGUGUCCGAACGCGGCGUUGUCUUUGGUGUUGGUAGCAUCUGGGCAGGAGGUGAUGUUGAUCAACCCGAAUGUCGGCGAUUUCGUGGUGAGCAGCAAAACAGACUCGGUACUGCGCGAAGUACCCAAGUCUGACGCCGCGGUACCGGAAAGGGUACGCACCACGGUACAGUGGGCGGAGCCUGACGAGGCGAGGUACGACCGAGGCGUGCGGAUAUCGUUGCAGCACUUCAAGGAGGUCACGCAGGUCACGUGGCACGGCAAAGGGGAUUAUUUCGCCAGCGUGAUGCCCGACGGACAGAACAGAUCUGUCAUCAUUUCGCAGAUAUCAAGGAGAAGGUCUCAACUACCCUUCACGAAAUCCAAAGGGUUGGUCCAGUGCGUCCUAUUCCACCCUACCAAACCCUGUCUAUUUGUGGCCACACAGAGACACGUCAGGAUAUACGAUUUGGUUAAGCAGACCUUGCUCAAGAAACUUUUGACCAACUCCAAGUGGAUAUCCACCAUGGCCGUCCAUCCGGGCGGCGACAACCUGUUGGUCGGCACUUAUGACAGAAAAAUGCUGUGGUUCGACCUCGAUCUGAGCACGAAGCCCUACCAGACGCUCAGGCUGCACGGAACCGCCGUCCGAGGGGUGGCCUUCCACAGGCGGUAUCCGCUCUUUGCUUCUGGUUCUGAUGACAGGAGUUUGAUUGUGUCGCACGGGAUGGUGUACAACGACUUGCUGCAAAACCCGCUCAUCGUUCCAUUGAAACGUCUUCAAGAUCACGACGAUUUCAAUGAUUUUGGAAUUUUUGGAGUACAUUUCCAUCCUUUGCAGCCCUGGCUGUUCUCUUCAGGAGCUGAUGGAACUAUUAAGCUUUACUCAAAUUGA